AUGGUGGUUAACAGAAAUCAAUCAUAUAUACCACAAGACCAAAGAUUUUCUGGUUUUUUGAAUUAUAUUAGUUGGAUUACAAAAAAGUUUACUAAUAUUUUAUUUAUAAUAAGCAUUCCAAUUGGCAUUGGUUUAUUAUAUCAUACGUUCUUUUAUACUGAUUUUAAAUUAACAAUACCAUCGUUGCCAUUUGAACGCUUAAAAUCCGUGAUGGAAACUUUCAACCAACCUGAAACUACAACUGAAACCACAACCGAAUCUAUAACUACUGAAAUUAUUACUACUACUAUUAUUACUACUACAAUAACUCCUUUUGAAGUUAUUGUUGACAUGGAUGAUCAAACUCCACUAUACCAACUCGCCACUCGAAAUGGUAGUAAGCCUUUCAGUGGUGGAGCACGAGCUAAAUUACUCGAAAUUUUACAACUCUGUAAUUUAUGUCGAAAGAAUACAUCAAUUACUAUUGUCGAUGUUGGUGCUAAGUUAGGUGAGUUUGGUCUUUAUGCUGCAGCAUGCAAUUGUUCUGUUUACAUGUUUGAGAAACAACCAGAGAUGGUUGCUCUUAUUCAAAUUUCAAUCGCAGUUAAUGAAUUUACGACAUCUAUUUAUCUCUAUCAUCAGGUAAUUGAUACCUCUGAGUCUAAUAAUCCUGUCCUAUCUGGAUCUUUAAAUUAUAACGCAAAAGACUUAGUAGCUCCGACCAAAAUUCAAAAUAUUCAACUUGAUAAUAUCGCACGGCCAUCAUCAAUAUUCAUACUUAAAAUUGAUUUCGACGAGUUUGGAUUGGAUGUACUUCGUUCAGGACAGAAUCUUUUUCGUCAAAAACGUAUUCGUCACAUAAUCCUUCAGUACAAUACAGUAAAAAAUGAUCAAAGCACAAAACAAGCACUAAUGACUUAUUUACGACAAACUUUAAGGCCUAAAUCUACUUUUAUUUUUCGUCCAAAUGAAGAAAAAUUUUAUGGACCAUUAUAUCAUAAUCAAUUGAAAGAUCUAGCUGAUCAAAAAAAUGAUCAACGACCCAUCAUAGUUAAUUAUGGUGCAGUAAAUGAUAAUAAUGAUACACAAAAAAUUAUUCCUCAUCUCACACAAGCAUGUCCAAAUGUGAUCGAUCUUUCAAUUAGCACUCAAUUAUUACUUUUAACAAAAAUAAUUGAUAAUCCAUCUCUUUUCUCAAUUUUUAAACGAAUUAAAAUGAUCGAAUUAGUAAAAAAUAUCAUUCAUUUUCUACCAAAUUCUGCAUCAAAAAUUGUUGAACGUUUUCUAUCACUUAAUCAUAUUGAACUUCCAGUAUUUUCAUUCGAUUAUUGUAUAUCUGUUAUUGAUGUAUUUCUUUGUUAUUUGAAAAAUUUGUCUUAUAUGAAAAUUAAAUAUCAUCAAGAUACAUUACUUGAUGAUCCUUUUUCACGUUAUCAUCUAAUUGCAAAACGUCGUCAAACAUUUCCUGAUAAUAUUAUUGAUGAAAACAAAGUUGUCUACAAUAAUACUGGAGAACCUAUAGAAAUUUGGUUAUCAUAA
This is a messenger RNA of Rotaria sp. Silwood1, 1518 nucleotides long. The record is from the annotation of a GenBank genome assembly. Lineage: Eukaryota; Metazoa; Rotifera; Eurotatoria; Philodinida; Philodinidae.